Messenger RNA from Sphenostylis stenocarpa, 1614 nucleotides. The record is from the annotation of a GenBank genome assembly. Lineage: Eukaryota; Viridiplantae; Streptophyta; Magnoliopsida; Fabales; Fabaceae.
AUGAAAACCACGACAGCAUUUUUCUCCUUCCUAACCUCCUCACUAGUUUCUCUUGCCCUUGUCCUUGCCCUUGCCCUUGUCCUUGCCCUUGCACCAACAACAGCAACAACAAAGUUCCAAUUCCAAAACACCCUCUCUUCUUCCCCACUCGCCACUCUCUUUGUCACCCUCUUCGCUAUUUCCCUUAACUACUGGCUUGUCCCUGGAGGCUUUGCAUGGAGAAACUACCACCACCGUCAACACGACAACGAAAAACCAAACGCAAAGCUUACUGGGCCUAUGGGCUGGCCCAUUCUGGGCACUCUGCCUCUAAUGGGCUCUCUCGCGCACGCCAAACUCGCUGCUUUAGCUGCGUCGCUAAACGCCAAGAGGUUAAUGGCGCUCAGCCUGGGACCCACUCCUGUUGUUAUAAGCAGCCAUCCCGAGACCGCGAGACAAAUUUUAUUCGGUUCCUCGUUCUCGGAUCGUCCGAUAAAAGAAUCCGCACGCGCUCUCAUGUUUGAGCGAGCGAUUGGUUUCGCUCCUUCUGGCACCUACUGGCGGCACCUACGUAGGAUCGCGGCGUUUCACAUGUUCUCUCCCAGGAGGAUUCAGGGCUUGGAGAGUCUCCGGCAGCGCGUGGCUGAUGUCAUGGUGAAGAGCGCCUGGAAGGAGAUGGAGGAGAAAGGGGUGGUGGACAUUAGGGGCGUGCUUCAGGAAGGUUCUCUGUGCAAUAUUUUGGAGAGUGUGUUUGGAAGUAAUGAUAAGGGGCAGGAGUUGGGUGAUAUGGUUAAGGAAGGGUAUGAGUUGAUUGCUAAGUUUAACUUGGAAGAUUAUUUUCCUCUCAAGUUUUUGGACUUUCAUGGGGUGAAGAGAAGGUGCCACACGUUGGCGGCUAAGGUUGUUAGUGCGGUGGGGCAAAUUGUGGAGGAGCGAAAACGAGAUGGGAGUUUUGUUGGGAAGAAUGAUUUUCUUAGCACUUUGUUAUCCUUACCCAAAGAAGAAAGGUUGGGUGAUUCAGAUAUGGUGGCUAUUCUGUGGGAAAUGGUCUUUCGAGGAACAGACACAGUUGCAAUACUCCUAGAAUGGGUCAUGGCCAGGAUGGUUUUACACCAAGACGUACAAAAGAAAGCCCGCGAAGAAAUCAACACGUGCAUCGGCCGAAGGAGUCACGUGCGAGACUCGGAUAUUGCGAAUCUGCCUUACCUACAGGCCAUAGUGAAAGAAGUUCUCAGGAUGCACCCACCGGGCCCACUACUAUCAUGGGCCCGCCUAGCAGUCCACGACGUCCACGUGGAUAAAGUCCUUGUGCCAGUUGGCACAACAGCCAUGGUAAACAUGUGGGCAAUAUCGCAUGACCCGUCCAUCUGGGAAGACCCAUGGGCUUUCAAGCCCGAGCGAUUCCUCAAAGAAGACGUUUCCAUCAUGGGAUCCGACUUGAGGCUCGCCCCGUUCGGAGCUGGACGUAGGGUGUGUCCGGGCAGGGCCUUAGGCUUGGCCACUGCCCAUCUCUGGCUCGCGGAACUUCUCCGCCACUUCACUUGGCUCCCGGCGCAACAUGUGGAUCUUUCGGAAUCCCUCAGGCUUUCCAUGGAAAUGAAGACCCCUCUUCGAUGCGUAGUGGUUCGUAGAUAG